AUGAGCGGUCGUCUGCGCCGAUCGCACCGAGCUCGCUACUGUGCUGGACUACCGCAUGACCGCGAAACCCUUGGCCGCAGGAUCCGGCUCCAGAUGCAUCCGCGAGCCGCUUUCAAACCCGUCCCGGAAAACUCCACAAAGCGGCCCAAGCCCAAGCCCAAGUCCAAGCCCAAGCCCAACCUGACCGGGGCGGAAGGGCUCCGCGCUCGGACCCCUGGCCAUCGAGAUUCCAAGGCAGCAGGCUGGCUGUACGCUGCGCGACCCCGUGACUGUCAGCCGCCCGGCAACUCAAACAGCACGCAACGAGACUGCCUCGGCGCAAGCACCUCCCGAUCGACACCCGCUGCCCCCCGCCAAGACGGCAGCACGAGACCCUGUCGGACCGCUCCGGAAGCGUGCAACUCGGUCAAAGAUCAAGACGAACGAGCGCCGAAACCGCCUGAUUACAAGCAACACAAGAUGGGUGCCGAAGACUACUCGCCUCCUUCCACGGACAUCAUCACGCUCACGCGCCACGUGCUCACCGAAGGCUUCAAGCGCCGCGAAGAGAGUGCUGCCAGCGGUGACCUUACUAUCUUGUUGAGCUCGCUGCAGACCACCUGCAAGUUCAUCGAGAGCAAUGUGCGCAAGGCCAGCCUCAUCAACCUGAUCGGAGCCGCUGGUAACACCAAUGUGCAGGGCGAGGACCAGAAGAAGCUCGACGUCCUGUCGAACGAGAUCAUGAUCAAUGCGUUGCGCGCCUCGGGCAAGACGGCUGUUCUGGUCUCCGAGGAGGACGACGAGGCCAUCUUUGUGGGCGAGAAGGAAGAGGGCGGAACGUUCGAGUCGACCAAGGGCAAAUACUGCGUGGUCUUUGACCCUCUGGACGGCUCGAGCAACAUCGAUGCCGGUGUCAACAUUGGCACCAUCUUCGGCAUUUACCUGGUCAAGGAUGGCUCCAAGGGCACGCUCGAAGACGUGCUGCGCCCCGGUCGCGAGAUGGUGGCGGCGGGUUACUGCAUGUACGGCUCGUCGGCCAACCUUGUGCUGACGACGGGCAACGGCGUCAACGGCUACACGCUCGACAACCAGAUCGGCGAGUUCAUCCUGACGCACCCCAACAUCCGGCUGCCGAACCGCGGCAAGAUCUACUCGAUCAACGAAGGCAACAGCAUGUACUACCACGAGCCCGUGCUCAAGUACCUGGACAGCAUCAAGUUCCCCAAGGGCGAGGGCGCCAAGCCGUACUCGGCACGAUACAUUGGCUCCAUGGUGGCCGACGUGCACCGUACGCUGCUGUACGGCGGCAUCUUUGGCUACCCGGACGACAAGAAGUCGAAAUCGGGCAAGCUGCGAAUGCUGUACGAAGCCUUCCCGAUGGCGUUGCUCACAGAGCAGGCUGGCGGACUGGCUACGACGGGCACAGAGCGCAUCCUCGACAUCCAGCCCACCUCGAUUCACCAACGCUGCCCCGUAUUCCUCGGCUCGAAAGAAGAUGUGCAGGACCUUGAGGUGACGCUUGACGUACGCCCAGCACGCAACACCACUGGCUCGAGCAACAGGAGACCGACCGGAAUCUAA
This is a messenger RNA of Moesziomyces antarcticus, 1560 nucleotides long. RefSeq names its product fructose-1,6-bisphosphatase. The transcript has 7 exons. NCBI's taxonomy places the organism in Eukaryota, Fungi, Basidiomycota, Ustilaginomycetes, Ustilaginales, Ustilaginaceae. Bases 1 to 1560 code for a protein of 519 amino acids. Gene Ontology annotation, cellular component: cytoplasm; cytosol. Gene Ontology annotation, biological process: gluconeogenesis; fructose metabolic process; fructose 1,6-bisphosphate metabolic process. The record is from RefSeq and is a predicted model, not a curated record. Gene Ontology annotation, molecular function: fructose 1,6-bisphosphate 1-phosphatase activity.